Anopheles merus is the source of this 1018-nucleotide messenger RNA. RefSeq lists its product as uncharacterized. NCBI's taxonomy places the organism in Eukaryota, Metazoa, Arthropoda, Insecta, Diptera, Culicidae. The coding region runs from base 161 to 1018 and encodes 285 amino acids. The transcript has 3 exons. The record is from RefSeq and is a predicted model, not a curated record.
GUCGGAUUCGACGGUAACGCUAAACUGGAUAGCGUCUCCACCCAACACCUGGAAAACAUUCGUGGCGAAUCGUGUUGCUGAGAUCCAGAACUAUUCGCACCCUCGUCAAUGGAAACACAUUCCCGGUUCAUCGAAUCCCGCCGAUCUGGUGUCUCGAGGGAUGUCAGCAGCUGAAAUGCUAAAAGGAUCGAUUUGGAGCUGUGGUCCUGAAUGGUUGGCGCUAUCCCCCUCCAAAUGGCCAAUGUCAAAUCCAUCACUGACUGCUGAAACGGAUAUGGAAAUUCGUCAGACACGUACACUACAGUCAUCACAAGUUACCUCAGCAGCAUUACCGAUCACCCCUGAGGCUAUAGAAGCAGCUAAAAUCGUGCUUUGUAAACUGGCACAAGAGCACGAGUUUUCAUCAGAGAUCCAACUGCUGAAAAAGGGAGAAAUGGUACGAAAACAAUCACCUCUACGGCGAUUGAAUCCGUUUCUCGACAACGAUGGAAUAUUACGAGUAGGAGGCCGCUUGAAACUUGCACAGCUACCGUACCAGUUCAAGCAUCCCAUCCUGCUUCCCAAAAACCAUCAGCUGGCUCAUCUCAUCGCGGUGCACAUACAUGAGAAGCUGAUGCAUGGCGGGGAAGACUACUACUUUCCCGGAUACGACUUACCUUUAGUGAGGUGGUACGCUGCAAAUACCAUAGCCGGGCCCGGUAAGCCUCGCUCCCAGCAGCAGAAGCAGCAGCGCCAGCCGCAGCGACAGGGGUUCGCUGGCUCGCAGCAGCAGCAGCAGCAGCAGCGUCAGCCACAGCGACAGGUGGUCGGUGGCUCACAGCAGCAACAGCACCACAGCGUAGACAGCAGCAGCAGCCACAACAACAGAAGAGCGGUAUAUUACGCCGCAACUUCGCCAGCAGGCGCAUCAGCAGCAGCAGCGGCAGCAGCAAAAGGUUUGGCCAAGCCGGACAAGAUCGAGGUGAUCCAGAGUGCCGGACACACCUGGUACACGCUGUACCAAAAUGUUUCGGGAUAA